GACAGAAGAAGAGAGAUACAGCAGCGCAGUAUAGUAUAGUAGUCAGAUGGGAACUUGGAUUCUGAUCGUGAUGUUGUUGCUAACGUGCGGCAGUCUGCCACCAUCGUCAUCGGAUCCGAACGACGAAACCUGUCUGACCAACCUGAAAGCAUCCUUGCAAGACCCCACCAACAGCCUGAGGAACUGGACCAGAACCACCUUCGCCAACCCAUGUAACGGCUUCACCUCCUACCUGGAGGGGGCAACCUGCAACAACGGACGCAUCUACAAGCUCUCUCUUACCAGCCUCUCCCUCAAGGGAUCCAUCUCCCCUUACCUCUCCAACUGCACAAACCUGCAGUCGCUUGACCUCUCCUCUAACUCCUUCUCGGGCCCAAUCCCUCCCGACCUCCAAUUGCUUGUCAACCUCGCCGUCCUCAAUCUUUCCUCCAAUCGCCUCACCGGCACCAUACCCCCUCAACUCGCCUACUGCGCCUACCUCAACGUCAUCGAUCUUCACGAGAACCUGUUAACGGGCCCCAUCCCUCAGCAGCUGGGCCUCCUCGUCAGACUCUCCGCCUUCGAUGUCUCCAACAAUCGCCUCUCCGGUCCGAUUCCGGCGUCUCUCGGCAACCGUACGGGUAACUUGCCCAGGUUCAAUGCCAGCUCCUUCGUGGAGAACAAGGACCUCUACGGCUACCCCUUGCCCCCGUUGAAGACUAAAGAGUUGUCAGUGAUGGCCAUCGUUGGGAUCGGUUUGGGAAGUGGGCUUCUGAGCUUAGUGCUCAGCUUCACCGCCGUCUGUAUUUGGUUGCGGGUUACGGAGCAGGGGAUGGCUGCUGAAGAGGGCAAGAUCAGUCAACUCAUGCCCGAUUAUUGAAUCAAUAUUCAUUACAUUUGUUCAUAUGCAGAUUUCUCGACAUUUCAUCUCAUUUCAGGUAUGAUUCGGAUUCGAUUCCAUCUGUAUCUUCCAUCUGAUUUUUCCCCAGUACGGCAGUAUCCACCCAACAAACAAGAA
Messenger RNA from Telopea speciosissima, 997 nucleotides. Its product is annotated as receptor-like protein 44. The record is from RefSeq and is a predicted model, not a curated record. Gene Ontology annotation, molecular function: protein binding. The coding region runs from base 47 to 859 and encodes 270 amino acids. The transcript has a single exon. Lineage: Eukaryota; Viridiplantae; Streptophyta; Magnoliopsida; Proteales; Proteaceae.